GUAAACGUGAACGAAUCAAGGUCCGCGCGACGUUACACGCAACGAACAAAAAUAAAUCCAUUUCUCAUUUUUUUUUUUUUUUUAAUUUAAUUUUUAUAAUUUUUUUUUGUAUUUUUAAACUUUCGUCGAAUGUAUAAACAACUUCCCGCUGUUUUUCUUCCUUUCUGUGUGUCUCUCAAUCUACUAUAAAAAAUUAAAAACGAAGCAAAAAAAUAAUAAAAAAUGAAGUAAAGAAAAACAAAAACGAAAGAACAAAUAAGGAAAAUGCAUAAACCAUAAAGAAAUAUAGCAAAAAAAAACAACAACAACAACAACAAAAUUCACUUCUCGGCUUAACCCACGACAAAAGUGCAAUUUCUUUCUUCUUCCAAAAAGAAACGACGAGGAAGUUUCUUCAGAUCGAAGAUCCAUGCAUUCGGAUAAGAUCGAUGAUGAUGAUGCUGCACCAACCCACGACCAAAAGACACAAAAAGAUUAUGUUACAACAUACGUCAAAUGGAGGAGGAGGACGUAGAGUGACAUCAGUACCGGCAACGGCUUACCUGGCAGCUGUGGUGGUGAUAUUCUUAACGACAACAUGUUCCUCAUGCGAAGGGUCUCCUUGCCAAUCGUUCCAAUGGUGGGAUCCAUUUCAGGAUAAAUGCAUUCCAUGCACAGAAUGUUCGGGUCAGAAAAUUGUUUUAAGACCCUGUCAAUUGCACAGAGACACGAUAUGUGGCUCAAUUUAUGAUUUAGAAAUUGAUUGGAUGCUUCUGGCGAAAACUGAGCCAAAUUGGAAGGAGCGUCGAAAGGAAAAAAUUCUACUUGUUGAAAACGAGAAUAGCCAUAAUAGCCAAGAAGAUAAUCUCGAAAUCGACUGGCAAUUGAUGUCCCUCAUCCUAGUGGUUGUGGCUUGUUUGUUGUUCUUCGUCGCAGCCGCCUGUAUACUUAUACAACACUUGCGACAAUGGCGACAAAUGGAACGCCGAUUAGACAAGGAUGUCGAGGAGUUGUCAGCGAAAUUAAUGGCGAGGUUAGCCGAAGUGCAGAGUCUUGAAGGCGGUACAUUUUAUAUUGAAGAUGCAAGUUCGAUAAAAAUUCAGAAUGUGCGACCGCAACAAAUGCUUUUGAUUGGUGAGAAACAUACAAUCAAGCCCACCCAGCCAGGCAAUGUAUACAUUGAAGAAGCAAGUUCAAAAGGAUGAACCUUGCUAUGAUUUAUUAUGUUUACCCCACUAAACUACUCCAAGGACAUCAAGUAUAAUAAUUUGAUAUUAUGUCAAUCUUUGGAUCCACACUAGAGCCAUUUAUAAAAUCUUGAAUUGAUUUCAAUGGAAUGCAAAUAAAAAAAUUAUAUCAAAACUCACAUAAAUACCAGAUAUUAUUAUAAUUUUAAUUUAAAAAAAAAUAAAAAUGAUCCUUUGAAAUUAUAAAAAAAAUAAAACCCUCUGAGUGCAAUGAAACAUUGCUAAUUAUAUAAGUAAACGAUGUACAAAAUUAUUAUUAUAUAUUUUGUUGACUUGUUGUAAAUCUAUUUUUAUUAAUAAUUAAUAUUUAAUAAUUAAUUAAUUAAUUUGCUCAAAUUUUGUAAAAACAAAAAUAAAAAAAUAUUAACAAAUAAUUGAAGCAAUUUCAACAUCGCGUCGUUGUCGCUCCUAUUUUAAUGCUACAUAAAUAAUGAGAGAGCGUUUCCUUAUUUUUUUUAUUUUAUUUUAUUAUUUUAUUUUAAUGGCUGCUGCUUAUUUAAUUACGAAAUAAACGGUUUUCUUGUAUAUAAUUGUAGUAUUAUAACAUAUUAUAACGUUUAAAAAGCUAUUUUAAUGUUAUAAAAUUAAAAAAAAAAAAAACAAAAGAAAAGAAAUUAUAAACUAUGUAUUAUUAAGGGCAAUUUGCUUCAAUAUACUUAAUGUAAAUAUUUUACCUUAGAAGAAACUUAUAAAGAAAAUUAAAAAAAAACAUGUAAGAAUUGUAAUUGCACUAAAAUAAUAAUGAGAUUACUAUAUUAAAAAAAAAAAAAAAAACAAUGAAACACAUUCUUACGAAAAUGGCUAUACUUUUCCUUCAUUACUAAAACAUGGCAAAAACGAAAUAAAUAAAUGUUAAUAAAAAUACUUUAAAACAA
Episyrphus balteatus (marmalade hoverfly) is the source of this 2101-nucleotide messenger RNA. RefSeq names its product tumor necrosis factor receptor superfamily member wengen (gene wgn). Gene Ontology annotation, molecular function: protein binding. Lineage: Eukaryota; Metazoa; Arthropoda; Insecta; Diptera; Syrphidae. The record is from RefSeq and is a predicted model, not a curated record. Bases 429 to 1184 code for a protein of 251 amino acids. The transcript is spliced from 6 exons.